CAAAACAUCACAGGGAGCAGAAUAAAACAACAAAAUAUUUUGAUUCCUCUUCCUCUCUUCUGCACCAAAACAACAAACGGAAGAAGAAGAAGCAACCGACCAACCAACAACCCAGAGCAGCCGCAGCAGCAUCGCAGCUUUGUCAGUGGGCGCCUCUCCCUUCCCUUUGUCAGUCGACCCAGGGUCUGCCGCAUCUUGUAAAUCUGCAUUCCAUCCGCCACCAUGCCAAAGAAGGGUUUGGGAAUCCGCAAGUCCAUCCACGGGAAGAAGAGCAAGAAUGCUGCUCCCCCAGUCACCUUCCCGCCGAAGAUUGCGGCUGACCGCAUCCCCAUCGUCAAGAAGGAUGGCCGCACAAACUCCUCCCGAUUCCGCUCGACGAACAAGACAGAGUUGACCAAGCUUCCAGCUCUCAUGAGCGCCAGCCUCAAGGACCGCCCCACCCUCUUCAUUCAGAAGAUUCGACAGUGCUGCGCCGUGUUUGACUUUACGGAGUCGCUGAGCGACCUCAAGUCCAAGGAGGUCAAGCGCUUUGCACUGAACGAGCUGAUCACGUACCUCGCCGAGAUCCCAAACGCGCUGCAGCCGGACUACUACCCGGAGAUUGUGAACAUGUUCUCGAUAAACCUGUUCCGCACGCUUUCGCCGCCGCUGGACCCAAACGCCGCCCUCUUUGACCCGGAGGAGGAUGAGCCGACACUGGAGGCUGCGUGGCCGCACCUGCAGCUGGUGUACGAGCUGUUCCUGCGCUUCCUCGAGUCAAAGGACUUUGAGGUGCCCGUGGCCAAACCCCACAUCAACCAGAAGUUCAUCUUCAACCUUCUCUCCCUCUUUGACAGCGAAGACCCACGCGAGCGCGACUUUCUCAAAACCACCCUCCACAGGAUCUACGGCAAGUUUCUGUCGCUGCGCCCUUACAUUCGCCGCAACAUUUAUCACAUCUUCCACCAGUUCAUCUACGAGACGGAGCACCACAACGGCGUCGCCGAGCUGCUUGAGAUCUUCGGCAGCAUCAUCAACGGGUUUGCCACCCCGCUCAAGCCAGAACACACCCAGUUCCUCCUCCACGCGAGCUGCAGUGUUAUCGUGCUGGUUUCGGGAUGUUACGCUGUUGUGUCCUGA
This is a messenger RNA of Salpingoeca rosetta, 1119 nucleotides long. RefSeq names its product phosphatase 2A regulatory subunit B family B56 beta isoform. The coding region runs from base 223 to 1119 and encodes 298 amino acids. Gene Ontology annotation, cellular component: protein phosphatase type 2A complex. Gene Ontology annotation, molecular function: protein phosphatase regulator activity. NCBI's taxonomy places the organism in Eukaryota, Choanoflagellata, Craspedida, Salpingoecidae. The transcript has 10 exons. The record is from RefSeq and is a predicted model, not a curated record. Gene Ontology annotation, biological process: signal transduction.